AUGGACGAUAGCUCCAAGGAAAGGGAAAGGUUGAUUUUAAACAUAGUGAUCAUAGUGGUAUCCAUGAUCGUGAUUGCAUUGCUCACCUUCUCUAUUGUUGCACGCAUAGAUGGUCGCGAACAAGAUGCAGGGAAUCUAAAGUCUCUUCUUUCUAUUUGCUCUAAAACAGAGGAACCAGAUUGUUGUUUCCGUGUGUUGAAACACGUAGGUGACAGAGCCACGAUUCUGAAUUAUGUGAAAGCUGCCAUUAAUGCAACCCUAGCUGAAUUACUUGUGGUGAUUAGGCCUAAACCUCGUCUUGAAAUGAGCCUCACGCGUCUGCAGAGACAGUCAUAUGAAGAUUGUUUGGAGCUAUUGAGUUUGGGACAGGAAGAACUAGAAUCUCUGUAUGCGACGACAAAUUCUUAUACAGAGUUGUGCAAACUAAACCUUGAUGAUGUGUUGAACAGCCUAAGCGCUGUAAUCUCAUAUCAACACACUUGUUCUGAUGAAUUAAUGCGAACAAAUAACUAUGAGAUUUUGGGAUAUUCCUUGGAGGUGCCAAUUGUUCUUACAAGGAUAACCUUAGCCAUUUUUAAUAAUUUUUCAGAGAGGCCUUACAGUAGAGAAAGACAAGGACUAACUCAAAACACAGAGCGCAAAAUGAUAGAGUCUGAAGGAGAUGAGUGUGGGAUGAGGGCAAUAAGUAUAGUCGUGGCUCAAGAUGGAAGUGGUAAUUUCUCAACCAUAGCUAACUCCCUGGAUGCAUGUCCAAACAAUAGCAAGUGUGGAUGUAUUAUUUACGUGAAAAAAGGUAAAUACGAGGAGAGGGUUGUGAUUCCUAAGAAUGUAAGCCAUUUGUUAAUGUAUGGUGAUGGGCCUGAGAACACCAUUGUCGUUGGUAUCAACACAACACACUCCAAUACUGUCACAACAUCCUUUCGAGCAGCUACUUUCGUGGUGAUGGGGAAAGGAUUCAUCUGCAAAGGCAUGGGUUUCACUGCCCCAGAAGGUAUUGCAGGAGCACCAGCACUCCUUGUUCUUUCUGAUCAAGCAGCAUUCUUCAACUGCAAAAUUGAUGGUAAAGAAGGCAGCUUGUAUGCAGUAGCCCAACGCCAAUUCUACCGAGACUGUGAGAUUCUUGGCAGUGUGGACAUCAUCAAGGGAGACUCUGCAACUGUAGCUCAGAACUCAAAAAUCAUUGUGAAGGCUCAAAAUUCUUCUGAUUUUGUUUUAAGGAGAAAUGUUGUGAGUGCUCAAUCCAGGUUGGACAGGUAUCAAACGACAGGGCUUGUGAUCCAGAACUGCACCAUCACAGCACAGGGAGAAAUCAUGAACAAUCUUACUGCUACCACUUACUUGGGAUCCCCAUAUAGUGCAUACUCAAGAACUAUCAUUAUGGAAUCAUUUCUAGGAGAUGUGAUACAUCCAAAAGGUUGGUGUAAAUGGAGUGACAACUAUGGCAUAAAAACAGGAAUCUUUCGGGAGUUUGAAAAUAGAGGGCCCGGGGCAAGAACUGAUGGAAGGGUAAGGUGGAAUGGCUACAGAACAAUCUUUGAGAGAGCCCAAAUGGUUGAUUACACAGUUAGUGAGUUUAUUCAGGGAGACCAAUGGUUGCAAAAUACAGGCAUUCCGCAUGAAUCUGGGUUUUUUGUACAGAAAUAG
Sphenostylis stenocarpa is the source of this 1644-nucleotide messenger RNA. The record is from the annotation of a GenBank genome assembly. NCBI's taxonomy places the organism in Eukaryota, Viridiplantae, Streptophyta, Magnoliopsida, Fabales, Fabaceae.